CGCGAGAGGGAGUUUUUCCGUUCGUGGUUAGGUACAGCCUCACAGCGGUGAAGUUGCAAGCAAAUGAGAAACUGGUGAUUUCAAUGUAUUUCCCAGCUUUAAGUAAAUAUGUCAUUGUAUAAGAACAAUAUAUAAAAAGGAAAAAUAGUAUUUAUUUGACCAGAAAUGUCAGCGCUACGAAUUGACGAAAACGUGCACAAUUAAUUUGCCUUCAAACGUGAUACAAAGUCAUUGCAGAAGUCAAUUCAACAAUCAUUUACAGAAAGUGGGGACAUAAAAGAAUGAAAAAUAAUAGUGAUGAAUGUGAAGUGCCAGAAAAAAAUUUGUAAGCUAUAAAACAGAAUAAACGAGACUCCUGUCAUUAAUAUUUUUCGCAAAAUGAAUGACAACAGCCAAAGAGGAAACGGAUAUAUCUGAGCAUAAAAUUCAUCGUCUAAAAAUAUAAUAUAAGAUAUCACCUACAAUAAUGGAACACAAUAAGAAUAAAAGGGAUUGAAUUUAUUACCCAUGAAAAUAAUUACGGAACUCCUCCAAAAUCGACGUAAAAACAGAGAGCUUUUAGCACGGCCACUGAUCAAUUACAAGCCUGUCAAUAGCUGAAAGAACUAAUUACCGCGGCAGUUCAAACUUAAAUUAAAAGUGAAUCGUUGGUUUCUCUCGCCGACGAAAAAACCAGCGCCCGUGAAGUGCGAGUGAGGUGGUCCAGUCUACCAAAAGCAAUUAGAAGUCCAUGGAUUCUACCUGCUGAGAUCCACGCUGUGAAGGAAAGUCAUGGCAGGCUCCGGGAGCGGACAAGGAGCUGGGCCCCGCGGGGCAGUGGGGAAUACGGUGGCAGAGAGAAACGCGCAGGGCACGACGGUGCAGUGCGGACCCCACCAGUACCGCCUUGGGCUCUACGGCUGGCGUCGGCGGUGUCUCUACGCCCUGGUGCUCCUCCUCCUUGUGAUGGUCAUACUCAACCUCGCCCUUACGCUUUUUAUACUUAGAGUACUCGAUUUCACGACGGAAGGUAUGGGAGGCAUCCAGAUCGUCCAGGGAGGAAUGAUCGCCAGCGGCGACGUACACGUCAUGGACACCUUAGUGGCCGCGCGCAUUCUCUCCCGCCCGCACACGCCCAUACGCAUCGUGGCCGCCAACAAUUUCUCCAUAGCAGCCACGGACGCCGAGGGCAGACUUACUAAUAGUAUAUUCAUGAACUCUGAGGCUAUGGAGUGCACCUCCGACCGACUGGUCAUCAGGGAUAAGGAGGGACGUCUGCUCUUCUCCGCCACCAGAGAUGAGGUGCUGGUUGGGGCGCGUCAACUCACUGUGAAAGGUGAGGGUGGAGCGCUAUUCACCGGUUCAGUCCAGACAAGUCACGUGGCUGCCCCAGUGGGCCAGAGCUUGCUCUUGGAGUCUCUGACCCGUAGCCUGGAAGUGACAGCACCCACCGCCGUCCACCUGGAAUCCCGAGCAGGAACGAUCGAAGCCACGUGCUUGCAUGACUUCACUCUCCAGUCGACAGGAGGAAGUAUUAACUUCGUUACCCCAAACAUAAUCGUCAGAGGUCUACGCACUUCUUUUACGAGAGAGAAGAACCCGAAGAAAUCUCCUCCAAACGUCUACCAGGUGUGCGUGUGCAUCAGCGGGAAGCUGUUCCUAGCGGAGCCAGGUGGAGUCUGUGCAGCUGAUCAAGAAUUCUGCAAAUUGCCAUAAUAAUCGUCUCGCUUCUCCUACUUCUUCUAUUUCUUCUGCUGCAUAUUGAUACUUGGAACAGUGCACCGCCGACCUCCGUCUUCAGUAUGGGCAGCCGGUGAUUUCAUUUCCAGCCACGCGACAAAAACAAUGAAAAAAUAUUUACAAAGAAUCAGUAAUAAUUUCUUCGUGCGUUUGUCUGUGGGUAUGCGUGUGUACUUGCGCGUGCGUGGGCGCACGGCUGUAUCCUUCGAAGUUUUGAGCGGUGUGCCAACGCAAUUGUGUCCAGUAAAAUACUCGUAAAAUACUACAAGUUUUAAGGAAACGUUGUUCUGUUGUGUGUGCGUGUGUGAGUGUGCGCGUGCGCGAGGACACCGAUGUGUCCAUCACCUUAUACGUGAAUGCUUCGUGUUCAACAAUACUCGUAUGACCUAUUCAACUGCAUCCCGUUCUUGCGCGAGAGAAUAUUGUGCUUAAUCGAUUGUGAGUCUUGAUUGUUUUUAAGUUACAGAAACAAGUUCGACCUAAGAACUAUUUUAACUGUGAUUAAGUCACGGAAAGAAUGACUUAGAACCAUUCUAAUUGUUUUUCAUUAAUAAAAUCAUGUUUGAAGGAAGAGAAAAUAUCUUCCAAACGCUAAUACUGUGAAAACGAGAUUAAAGCAAAACAACAAUUCUCCCUGAUGGAAAGUUGAAGAAACUAACAAGAAUGUCGUAAGCAACAUUUGGAAAAGUUAGACACUGUCCACAUUCCCCCUGUGGUUCGGACAGACCUUAGAAACAAUGUUAUUAUUAUUUUCAUCCUGUCUUGAUUGUCUUGAAUGAAAGGCGAUUUUUCGCUUGCAAUAAGUUUCAGUUACAAAUUGAGAAUUUUGGAUGCUGAAAAGUACUUGUGAACUGUUUAAGAUUCAUAAAAAAAUAUUAUUCAAUGUAUGACCUGUUCUGUACAGUGCACAUAGGAAGAACGAAAGACCUUAGGUAUGUUUGUGAAAAGUAAUGUAAAUAAUAACUGAAAAAUACUGACAACGUAGGAUGAUAGUUACGUGGGAACUGUGUCAAAUUCGAAAGUGUCAGAAGAAAGAAGGAAGAGAAGACGUAGAUACUUAUGUGAAAAGAAAUGCAAAUAAUGAUAGAAAAAAAUUAUGGAGACAACGUAAGGUGAUAGUUCCGUGAAAAGUGAGUAAAAUUUGAAAAGUGUAAGGAGAGAGGAGGAAAAGACACCGACAUGAAAAAAAUGAACACUUUAAUGGCGAAAUCAUGGUGAGAAGACUAACAGCAAAUCAGAAAUUUCGCUAAAAACCAAACUUCCAAAAUAAUUCUACUUCAAAAGGGUGCUUAGAAUUUAAGUUUCGUUUCCUUUCUUCAUUUCAUGCUUUUGAAAAUUGAAUGUUAAACCACAUUAUUCUGGAUAAUUGCUCUUUGUAAGGAAUCAAAUAAUUCGCACAUGAAGAUAAAUUAAAAGGCUGAAUCAAUAACAAAAAAGAUAUAUACUUUCUGGCUCUUCUAUAUUUGUUUAUGGGUUGAGGACUACCGAAUUCUUACACAGUGAAUUUUGACAAAUAAAUUUUUGUCGCAUGUUUUGCCUAAAAUUAAUUUAGGCUGAUUUCA
Molecule: messenger RNA, 3281 nt
Organism: Macrobrachium nipponense
Lineage: Eukaryota; Metazoa; Arthropoda; Malacostraca; Decapoda; Palaemonidae
Product: delta-sarcoglycan-like
Biological process (GO): heart contraction
Cellular component (GO): membrane; sarcoglycan complex
Source: RefSeq, a predicted model, not a curated record